Molecule: messenger RNA, 1661 nt
Organism: Schistocerca nitens (vagrant locust)
Lineage: Eukaryota; Metazoa; Arthropoda; Insecta; Orthoptera; Acrididae
Product: cytochrome P450 9e2-like
Exons: 8
Coding region: 43-1614 (523 amino acids)
Molecular function (GO): iron ion binding; oxidoreductase activity, acting on paired donors, with incorporation or reduction of molecular oxygen; monooxygenase activity
Source: RefSeq, a predicted model, not a curated record
CCCUCCUGAGUGGAUUGCUUCUGCUGCAGCUUCUGUGUCAUUAUGGUGGCCGACAACUGGACAUCGAUGGCGUCGCUGGCGGUGUUCCUCGCCUCGCUGGUGCUCCUGUGGUUGUACCGCUGCCGCACGUACUUCGCGCGCCGAGGCGUUCCGUACCUACCGCCCGUGCCCUUCGUGGGCAACAUGCUCCCUGUGGUCCUGGCUCGCGAAGCCCUGUCCGAGAGGGUGCUGAGUCUCUACCGCCAACUGCAGCCACAUGCUUACGCAGGAGUUUUCUACUUCAGAGAACCCGUCUUUAUGAUCAACGACCCAGAGAUCAUUCGCGCAGUCACCGUCAAAGACUUCGACCACUUCAACGAUCACUUGCCAUUCGGGGUCACCGAUAGAGCUAAUCCUCUGUUCAAGAGGAUGCUAUUUUGUCUAACAGGAAAAGAAUGGCAGGCCAUGCGCUCGACACUCUCUCCAGCGUACACGACAAUGAAGAUGAAGAACAUGUUCGUGCUGAUGUCUGAAAUUGGCCUGCAGGUGGUUGACUAUUUGAUGAAAGUAACCAACGAAGAUGAAGACGGCUCAGUGACACUGGAGAUGAAGGACUUCUACGCCCGCGUGACAAACGACGUAAUAGCUUCAACGGCCUUCGGUUUCCGAGUUGACUCCAUAUCGAACCCGGACAAUGAGUUCUACCGCAUGGGACGCGACCUGACAAACUUCAGCGGGCUGCGGGGACUCAUCGCCAUAGGCUAUAUGAUAUUCCCGAGGCUUAUGGAGUUUCUGAACGUACCGUUCUUCCAUCCCAGGACGGAGGGAUUCUUCAGAUCCCUGGUUUCUGAGGCAAUGAGAGUACGUGAAGAACAGAAAAUCGAGAGACAGGAUUUGAUUCAAUUACUUAUGCAGAUCAGAAGUGGUGAGCGUGCGUCUCAAGCAGAUGAAGACGGAAGAAGCUCUGGAAGGAAGAGAACAGUCUUGGAUGAAGACGGCAUCGCGGCCCAAGCGAUGACUUUUUUCUUCGCCGGUUUCGAGACUGUAUCCACACUGAUGACAUUCUGCAGCUACUUGUUGGCCACGCACGAGGACGUGCAGUGGAGGCUACACCGGGAAGUGAAGGACAUCGUGGAGGGCAGCGGCGGGCAGCCCAGCUAUGAAGACGUCAUGGGGUGCCAGUAUCUCGACAUGGUCAUCUCAGAGACGCUGAGAAUGCACUCUCCAGGGGCUGUGCUGGACCGCCAAUGCACACGCCCGUACGUGCUUCCAGCCACAGAGACUUGCCCAGGAGUCGAACUGCGACCUGGAGAUGGCAUCUGGGUGCCCGUCCACGGCAUCCACCGCGACCCCAAGUACUUUCCGAAGCCAGAUCGCUUCGACCCGGAACGAUUCAGCCCGAAGAACAAGCACCUCAUCAAACCAUUCACCUACUUCCCAUUUGGAUCCGGACCUCGCAGCUGCAUUGCUCAAAGGUUCGCGUUACUGGAGACGAAGGUGCUGCUGGUGCAUCUGUUGUCUCGGUUCCACCUGCAGCUGGAUCCAAGGACCAUCAUACCACUAGAGCUGGACACCAAGAACUUUGGGCUGAACAUCAAGGGUUGGACGUGGCUGUGUCUGCGGAGGAGAAAAUGACUGCUGUUCCGGAAGGCUCUGAGAUAAACAUCUGCGAAACAAAUAAC